AUGCAUAGAUUAACAAAUUCACCAAUAAAUAAGGCGCAACUACAGAACCAAAAGUUUCUUCCUUACGAUAAUAAUGUUAAGAUUUCAAGGUCUUGUGACUACUGUAAAUUAAAGAAAGUUAAAUGCGAUCAAACUAAACCAAAUUGCAAUUACUGCAUCAAGCAUAAUGAAUCAUGUGUUUAUAGUAAAACACGGAAGCCUGGUAUAAAACCUGGUUAUGGGCAACAUGUUUUAGAUAAGUUAGAAAAUAUAGAGACCACUCUACGUACAGAAUCAUCAACAACAAGAAAUGAGAUGAAUUUAUUCAAACAAAAGAUACUGGAGCUCGAGCAAAAGAUCGUCACAUUAGAGUCCAAGAAAGAUUUUACCGAUACAUUUGGUACACAGAGAAUUGGGUCAAAUAAAGAGAGAUUAUCUAAUGGAAAUGAUUCAACAGAUAAUGAAUCCGUUCGAAUUACAAAUGCACCUGGCAAAGAAGGAAUAGCCGAUGUCAAAAACGCCAAUACCUUCGUUGAUCCAAGAUCCUUUCCAACGGUAGAACAAACUGAAAAGCUAAUUGAAAUAUUCUUUGACAAAGUACAUCCUAUAUUUCCAAUUUUAUAUCCCGUGUCAACAAUUCCAAAACUAUUGGCGUCUAUGACUGGGUCACCAGAGCCCCAAUUAUAUGGUGUGAUAUUAUGUGCAUUGAGGUUCGCUAAUGAAAUGCUUCAGGAAGAGGAAAUCAUGAAAUACUAUAGUUACUGUAAAUCCAAAAUUAUAUCAAAUUUCAUUGGUCUUGGUAGCAUUGAGGAGUUACAAGCAAUGUCUUUGCUUGCCUUUGAUUUGUUUGGAAAAUCUAAUAAUCCUGAAACAUGGAGUGUAAUAUCUAUGAUAUCUUCAGGAGCAAUUCAUCUUAACUUAACUAAAGAUAACGACUAUCAAUAUAAUAGUUACGGCAUAUCAAAACCUUGUAGAAGUCAAGGAAAUAAGUGUUUUUCUAUAAGGAAUAUAUCUACGACACAUGAUCCUACAGCUUGGCUGGACAAGGAAUCAAGAAGAAAUUUAUUUUGGGAAAUUUACAUUUUAGAUAAAUUGUCAAGUCUUUCUAACUCGUUCCCAUUUAAAAUUCCGGAAAAUGAAAUCAAUUGUUUAUUACCAGCAAGGCUUGAUUUGUGGAUCUCAGGGAAUAGGGAAGGAAGUGCGGGCCUAAUUAAUCUUGUUCAAGACAGAAAGCUUGCCAUAGUAAACGAUCAUAUUAUAGCUAGUGAUAUUUAUGAUUCAAAUUGCUUUCUAAUUGAAGUAAUGCAUAUUUUAGGAGAAGUUCAUUCCUUUAUGAGACAGUCUUUAGACGUUCAUAACGAAGAAGAUGUUUCUGCUUGGCAAGUCAAAUUCAACCAAUUGGAACAAAAAGUCAGUACUUGGAGAAAAACAAUUCCAAAAAGUUUUAUAGACUUGUUGGAUAAUAAUAAUUGCUUAUUCAAGAACACUUUCACUGUCAAAGAUGUCUUGUUUCACGCCUUAUAUCAUACCAUGAUAAUUAGACUAAACUCAACACCAGGUUUUCCGUAUUUUAGUUCUGAAUACUUUCCUCCUUCUGAACUCGCAAGGUCUAAAUGUUUGGGUUCUGCUAGUCAUAUAGUUAAAUUGUCACGACAGUUUCCCCUAAUGUUUAAUAAUACGGGUGGUGACAUUUAUGAAAUGUGUGGCCCACAAUAUGCUUUUGCAGUUUGGGUAAGUGCAAGAUUAAUUUUUGUGAAUGCCGUUAAUACACAUGUUGAUAUACCCCCAGAGCUCGAUUAUUUAGUAGGUUUAUUAACGAAGAUGGGUAGCAGAUGGGAAGGAUCGUUAAGGUAUGCAAAUAUCUUGAAAUUCUUGAAGGAUGAAGCACUAUUGGCCAAAAAGAAUGGUUCAAGUUUUUAUGGCCGAACGAAGAACUUACAAGCGAAUGUGGAUACUUAUAAUGAUACUGAUAAUGAUGAUUUGAAUGAGGACGUUAAAGAUCACUCGAAAAACGUAAGGAUUAUAUCAGAUAUGAGAUUAAACGCCUAUUCGUUGGAUGUCCUACUAUAUAAUAAAAUCGAAAAAUUCAAACAAAAUGAAAAUGAAGCUGCGUCAGAGAGUAACGAAAAUGAUUUUAUGGAUAUGUUCGAAUGGUUUAAGUUUCCAGAAACAAAUUUUGGAAAUAAUACUAAUACUUUGAUAACUUCCAAUAUGACCCCUUAA
Molecule: messenger RNA, 2202 nt
Organism: Debaryomyces hansenii CBS767
Lineage: Eukaryota; Fungi; Ascomycota; Pichiomycetes; Serinales; Debaryomycetaceae
Product: Zn(II)2Cys6 transcription factor
Exons: 1
Coding region: 1-2202 (733 amino acids)
Biological process (GO): DNA-templated transcription; regulation of DNA-templated transcription
Cellular component (GO): nucleus
Molecular function (GO): DNA binding; DNA-binding transcription factor activity, RNA polymerase II-specific; zinc ion binding
Source: RefSeq, a predicted model, not a curated record